Molecule: messenger RNA, 1615 nt
Organism: Cimex lectularius (bed bug)
Lineage: Eukaryota; Metazoa; Arthropoda; Insecta; Hemiptera; Cimicidae
Product: golgin subfamily A member 2-like
Exons: 5
Coding region: 159-695 (178 amino acids)
Source: RefSeq, a predicted model, not a curated record
UCUCCCACCCACCACUUAUCUUCUUCCAUUCACUCUCUGCCCACUGGACAGCACAGUUUGACUCCUUACCCGAACCGGCACGGGUGUUGACGAGAGAAAAGUUAACGUUCGUUCUUCUGGUUUUUGAAACUGUUUUUUUUUCACCUCAUUUUUACAAGAUGGAACUGGUGAAACAGGCAGAGCUGGAUUUGCUGGCAGAAAUUUCUCGAGUGUUACAAGACAGAAGCAACGAAGUCGAACGGCACAGGCAACUGUUGCUGCAUGUUGCAGAUUUAAAACAAAAAGUAAGAAGACAGAAAAUACAGAUAAAUCAAAUGUGGGCAAAAAUGAAGCAAGAAGAACAGAAAGAAAUUGAUUUUCUAACCGCUGAAAAAGACAAUAUUGAAAUGCAAAUCAAGCAGGAUCAUAUAGCAGGGAGUAAGGACACUUUACAUAAAAUUCAACAACCGGAUGUGCUGAAUUCGAAAGGAAACAAACCACCACCGUCUCGAGUGGGUAACUACACCAUAAUGGCUAAAAGACUGCAAGGUGAAAUUAAGCAUUUGGAGCAAAAUGUGAAUGAUAUGAAAGCAAGAUUACAAACAGAACUGGAGCAUAAGGCAUCAAUUGAAAGUAAAGUGAAGGAAAUGAGAAGUAGUUUGACAUUACAUCGAAGACAAGAUACUUUCACAGCACCUACAACGCCCAUUCAGUAGCAUAAAACGGAUAGUGGCACGAUUUCCAUUCAAAUUUUGUAAAUAUUUAAAAUUGAUGUAAAUAAUAAGGUUUAAUAUUUAAGAAAAUCACAACAUAAUUAAAUUUAUCGAUUUCUAGUUUUGAAAGUGAGCCAAAGUAUGUGAGUAGAUCUAGUACGGUCAUAAGGUCAGCAUAAUUUGUAAAUACGUAAAUAUUUUGAUUUAAUAAAAUGUAGUUUAAGAAGGUGAAUGUUGUCCAAGUUUUUGAUAAUGUAAAACAUUCCUCUUCCGUCUAGGAAAAGAACCAUCAGCAAAUUGUGAUAACAAAUGUAGUCGUAUUUAUUAAGUUUAGAGCUUUUCUUGUAUUUUCUCCAAUCACGAUAGUUAAUAACAUGAUGUACACCAUUACAGUUUAAAAAAUAUAAAACGUUACAAAUUUAAAAGUUUGUAAAAGAAAAUUUUAUAAGUUUUGGUAUAAUCGUAAAUGGUAAAUCUAUAUUUUAUUAAUACAAUUUCAUCCAGGCCCUGUACAAAAUCCUGCAAAAUUUGCCCUCUUUUAUUUGUCUAUUGUACGCAGGAAAUUAAAAAGGGGUAAUUCCAAAUUGUAAAAACCGUUGAUGUUUUAAUACUGUGUAAUCAAAACAAUCGAACAAUAUAUUUGUAAUAUAAUUUCAAUUAUAUAAAAAAAGAUCUUGUAAAAUUAGAUUUUUAAUAAAUCCCUAUUCAUGUAAUAAAGUUAGCUUACUUCACUUGCUGUUAUAAGUAUGUAUAAGUUAAAAAUUAAACUUGGGAAGACUGAAACAGCAAAAUGUCAAUUAUUUUUAUGAGAAAAUAUACAAAUCAAUGAUUUUGACAAUAUGAAUACAUUUUUCAGAUCUUCUGUGAUUGCAUUAUUAACAUCAAGAAAAAUGCACAUUUACAUACAUUUUUACUUAUCAAAA